Messenger RNA from Myxozyma melibiosi, 1495 nucleotides. RefSeq lists its product as uncharacterized. Lineage: Eukaryota; Fungi; Ascomycota; Lipomycetes; Lipomycetales; Lipomycetaceae. The annotation marks the transcript as partial. The transcript is spliced from 2 exons. The record is from RefSeq and is a predicted model, not a curated record.
ACCCACUAUAAAGUUUCAACGCGCGACGCGUUAAAACGCGUUAAAAAGAACGCCCCCGAGGAGUUUAAUUAGCAGCGCGUGUGUGGAAUUGGCUCGCGCUUUCUCCUUGCUCUUGACUGUCUCUUUCUUUCUUUUCUUCGUGCUCGCUGGGUUAUUUCUGGUUCUACAGUGUUGGUGUUUUCAUAGUCGUGCUGCGGUGCUAUCUAUCUUACAGAAUCGCGUUUGUGAGAUUUGCUUUGAUUCACGCGUCCGAGUCUCCUACAAUAUCCUCGAUAUCCCCCCCUGCGCACAUCUCCACCCUCCACCACAACCUCCACCCCACCACAACCAUGCCUCGCGCAACAAGAUCAACCACAGCAACAACAGCCGCCAUCAAAAAUGAGCACCAGCAGCAGGAAAACCAACCCCCUCGGAAACGCGCACGGCAGCAGGCGCCGCCGGCGGCGUUUGUGGAGGAGUAUGCGCGCAAGCAGGCGCGGAAGGAUUUAACUGCUUUCUCAUUCAAACCGCACAAGCAGAUGGAUUUCUUCAGUACCGUCUCCGCAUCUCCUUCGAAAGCUGGAGCGCAGCUCGACAAGAUGAAGAAUGAGCGGCGGCUAUUUGAAGGGUUGGAUGAGGAUGAGGGCGGAGAGGGAUCGGAGCUCGAGAAGCAGGUUGAGCGGGUGAAGCUGAUUUUCGCGGCGUUGGAUACGGUGCUGUUUAUGGUGUAUUCUGGGGAUGUGGUUGGUGUGCAGACGUCGUUUUUGCAGGUUAAGGCUGAUGUCGAGCGGUCUUGUCGGAGAAACUUCUCGCUGCUGGAAUUGAGACAGAUUCUGGGCCUGUACAAAGACGCGUACGCGGUGACAAAGAAAUCCACAGGGCUGGACUAUAUUCUCAACUUCCCGUCCACAAUCACAAAGCGCGAACUCACGGCGCCCGACUUUCUCCGCUCGCGCAACAGGACAUUCAUCUCGCUCUGCGCCGCGUUUUUGCAAUCCGCAGAGAAAGACAAGACAAUCGUCGCGGUGCCGGCUGCGAAACUUCCAGAGUCGGCGUCGCCGUCGUCGGUGGUUAGGCAGCGGCAGCAGGUACUCAAGAAGGACGCGAGUCAGGUCCAGCUUCUACUCCGUGGCGAAUCCAAAUUCAUCCCGCUCCCACCGCCUUCAACACCCGGCACCACCGGCCCAACCUUGAUCAAAGACCGACAAAGCUCUCUCCUCGCCCGGAUCAAAGCCAAACAAGCCGACCGCGCGACCGCGCUCUCCCAACGCAGACUACUAACCCCCGCCGAACAACGCCGAUUCAACCUCCUAGGCAAAUCCUGCGCGCCCAACAGCGCGAUCGACGUCAUUCUCCACCUCGCGAGCCAGAGCACCGCGAAGCCGACACAUCUGCCGCUGCGGAAACUAGUCGAGAUGAUCCGCGACAGCGUGCGGGUGUCUGGCGCGUCGGUGGCCGGGCGCGGAGGGGUGUUGAGUGUGGAGGAGGCGACGGAGAUGGUGGAGGCGGUGGCGGA